Caenorhabditis remanei is the source of this 1866-nucleotide messenger RNA. RefSeq lists its product as uncharacterized. Lineage: Eukaryota; Metazoa; Nematoda; Chromadorea; Rhabditida; Rhabditidae. Bases 1 to 1866 code for a protein of 621 amino acids. The transcript is spliced from 9 exons. Gene Ontology annotation, molecular function: catalytic activity. The record is from RefSeq and is a predicted model, not a curated record.
AUGUCGGUGUCUUCCGAAUUGCCGACAGUCCUCUCGAAACCUCCUAAAACUCGGACUAAACUUCCAAUCUAUGUGGUAUCUGCUAUUGUUGUUGCUCUCGUUGUCAUUGUCGUUGUCAUUAAUAUUGUUCAUCGUCUUCCGGAGACUCCAGAUGAUUCAGAUGACGUCAAAACUACAUAUUCUCCUCGAACAACAGCUUCAUUAUAUCCUGAAACAAGUCCAUAUUCAUCUAGUACAGAACCAAUGAUAACUAGUACGGAUAGAAGUACUUCAACAUCUGAAAGUGAUUCAUCAUCAAGUAAUUCUGACGAAGAUCAUAAAGAUGGAGAUAACAGUACACUAAUCCCUGUGACUGUCACAACUACAGUAACCCCCACAACUUCUGAGGCGACUACUGUAGUCAGUGAGACUACACAAACUGCAGAUCUUUCCACAACGUCUAUGGCUUCUAAAUCUGAAUCCACCACCAGCUCAACGUCUUCUUCUUCUUCUACUUCUUCAUCUGAAUCUACAGUACACCCAGAUCCAACUGUUAUCCCUCCAACCGGUGUUGAAUGUGGCAAAACAUGCAGUGUUUCGGUGGUUGAAUCGAUUCCACGUGGGAUUUGGUUUGCUGACAGAGUUCACACAAAGAAUGCCGAGAUUGAUAUAUUCGCCUAUAAAAUGAAUCUUCGUGGAAAGGAACUUCGAUAUGACGUGGAUAACUCCACAUUCGAAGGACGUCAAAUCUACAGUAUCCUCGAAGAACAAGCGAAAUCUGGAAUACUGAUAAAAUUGAUUGAUUGUCAACCACCGACGUUUCCAGAGAAUGAUUAUGAUGCAGAUGAAAUGGAAAGACUCGGAUUGAUUCAGAGACAAGGACUCGAUAUGAAUAGUAUGAAUGGAGGAGGUGGAGGUGUUCAACACAGUAAAGCAUUCAUUGUUGAUGAUAGACAUUUGUUCGUUGGAAGUUUGAAUUUCGAAUGGAAAUCUUUCUCGCAGAAACUCGAAAUUGGUCUCGAAUUCCAUGAUUGUCCGUGUAUUGCACAAGAUGCUUCUCGACUGUUCGACGAGAUUUUCAACUCACUUUCCGGGAAAGAAAAGAUGGAAACUGUUGAUUUUGAACCUCAUAAAAUUGGAAAUUCAACUUUCCAGUUUUUGGCAUCACCAUCAUUCCUUCUGAAUUCUUCACACAGUUGGGAUCUUGAAGCACUUCUGAAUUUGAUUUACGAAGCAGAUAACUUCGUUGACAUCUCUGUUAUGCAGUACUUCCCAUCUUGGAUUUAUUUCAAGAAUCGAGAAUUUUUUUCCCAAAUCGACAAUGCUAUUCGGAUGAGUAUUUCUCGUGGAAUCAAAUUUAGAAUCCUAGUUUCUGGAGAUCAAAAAGAAGAACAAAAAUUGAUGUUCUCUUAUCUUCAUAGCCUUUCUGUCUUGCAUUCUCCUUCUGAAAAUCGUUUCAUUCAAAUUAAAUUCAUCUUGAUUCCUCAAACGGCUCAAGAAGCAUAUAAAGAUCGUAAGAUGCACGCAAAGUUCAUGCUUUCCGAAACUCGAACAAUCAUUGGAUCGUCGAAUUAUGCACCAGAAUACUUUUAUAAAUCAACUGGAACCGCUGUGGUCGUUGACGAAGCACCAUUCCAUGGAGAUAUCAAUCGACAGAUGAAAGCCGUUUUUGAUAGAUACUGGCACAGUACUUACACACAGAAACUUCAAACGUUUGGCGAAACGAAAGGAUGGCUUCCAAAGACAUCAAAACCAUCGAAUCCAUUUGCCGGAUGGUUCGGUUUCGACCAAAUUGGUGUAUUUAACGAGAAGUAUACGGCCUCUGGACUAGUCUAUGAAAAGAACUCAGACGAGGAUCAGAUUCUCGAUCCGCUAAUUUUUAUUUAA